CAUAUAUUUAAACAAUUUGAUAAAAAUAUUAAUGAUAUGAAUAUAAUUAGUGGCUCUACUUAUUACUCGUUUGCCGAAAGUGUUGCUAAAAAAUUGAAAAUACGAGUAACUGAUUCACUGGUUACUCGAUAUCCGGACAGUGAGACCAGCUUUGAGAUCAAUGAAUCCGUAAGAGAAAAGCAUAUAUUCAUAAUUCAAUCGAAGAGUAAUUGUAUUAAUGAUGACAUAAUGGAGCUGUUGAUCAUAUGCCACACCUGCAAACUGGUCUCAUCUCACAAAAUCACUGUCGUUUUAACGUACUUUCCAUACGCCCGACAAAACAAAAAACAAAAAUCUCGAUCUCCUAUAACAAGCAAACUAUUUGCUAACUUACUCCAGGUAUCGGGAGUGGACAGUGUUAUCACAAUGGAUCUGCAUUCGCCUCAAAUUCAGGGAUUCUUCAAUAUUCCGGUCGACAAUAUAACUGCUGAAUCAUUAAUUAUUAAGUAUAUUAAAGAGUCGAUUCCUAAUUGGGAAAAGUCAGUCAUAGUAUCGCCCGAUGCCGGCGGAACCAAACGAGUCACUUCAUUGGCCACUAAAAUGGGACUUAAUUUUGCUAUAAUUCAUAAACAUAAGAAUAAAUCAAAUAAACAAAUUGAAUCCAUGGUAUUAGUGGGUGAUAUCAAAAAACGAGUCGUCAUAAUUGUGGACGAUUUGGCCGACACGUGUCGGACAGUAGUCAGUGCCGCACAAAAACUUGAGGAAUCAAACGCUUUGAAAGUCUAUGCAAUUGUAAUACACGGAGUACUGAGUGAACAGUCGUUUGAUUUGAUAAACAAUUCGUGUUUACAAAGAUUUGUUGUCACAAAUACAGUCCCACAGCAUCUUAAUAAAGAGCGCUGUAAUAAACUGGUGGUCAUUGAUGUCAGUAAUGUAUUUGCAAAUGCAAUCAAUCGUAUAUUUAAUGGACAAUCCAUUUCAGAUCUAUCUUUAAAUGUUCCCAAUUCAUGA
Messenger RNA from Oppia nitens, 990 nucleotides. RefSeq names its product ribose-phosphate pyrophosphokinase 2-like. Gene Ontology annotation, cellular component: ribose phosphate diphosphokinase complex; cytoplasm. The transcript is spliced from 3 exons. Gene Ontology annotation, molecular function: ribose phosphate diphosphokinase activity; magnesium ion binding. The coding region runs from base 37 to 990 and encodes 317 amino acids. The record is from RefSeq and is a predicted model, not a curated record. Gene Ontology annotation, biological process: 5-phosphoribose 1-diphosphate biosynthetic process; ribonucleoside monophosphate biosynthetic process; purine nucleotide biosynthetic process. NCBI's taxonomy places the organism in Eukaryota, Metazoa, Arthropoda, Arachnida, Sarcoptiformes, Oppiidae.